This is a messenger RNA of Strongylus vulgaris, 1182 nucleotides long. The record is from the annotation of a GenBank genome assembly. Lineage: Eukaryota; Metazoa; Nematoda; Chromadorea; Rhabditida; Strongylidae.
AUGUCAAACAGCAACACCUAUCAAGUACAAUGUGACGAGCUCAAAGAGUCAAAAAAUGCUGUCGCACCCUCUGCGAAAACAGUGGAUGACUUUUUAAAAUUGGGAAACUACUGCUAUUUGGUUCUUUUGACCUCUGAAUUUAUUCUAUUGGGCAGUACUGGCAAUAUGACCUACAUGAUUUUCGCUGCAAGCGCUCCACGGGUUUCCUGUCAUGGUUCCAAUUUCACUAUCAAAGAUGUAUGCAAAACUCAUAAGAACCUGUCGUCUCUGACUAAUUGUGAUUUGGAAGUACAGUACGAAUUCAAGUCGCUUAAUGUUGAGUUCGAAUAUUUAUGCGCAGAGGGACAUUGGGUAAAAAGCAGCAUUUCUGUGCAAACCAUAGGUGUUCUUGUGGGCACACUAUUUUUUGGCGUUAUAAGUGAUCGAUUCGGCAGAAAAUCGAGUCUUGUCGUUUCUUUCGUUAUUACAUCAGUGUUAAGCAUAAUAACAUCUUAUUCUACAUCACUGUUCAACUUCACCCUGCUUCGUACUAUUCUUUCUUUCUUCAAUGGAGGUCUUUUGGGUACUUAUGGUGUGUACAAACUAGAGCACAUCCCGAGGCGACAUCGAUUCUGGGUGAUGGCGAUAAUCGCUUGGGCACCGAAUUUCAUACUCCUUGGAGUCGCAUACAUUUCCCAUGACUGGCGGACAUACCAAAGAGUGCUUUUUGUGAUUAGUUCACCAGCGCUGAUUUUAUUUUUUUUUAUCUAUGAAUCGCCUCGCUGGCUCAUACAAAAAGGAAAGAUUGAAGAGGCAAGGAAAGUUUUACAACAAAUCCAGCAAAUUGACAGGCAAAAGGAAGCCAAAAAGAAUGAAAUGGAGAAAAUGCUGGAUGCAGCUUAUGAGAAAAUGCAAGCCUUGGAGAAGAAGCAAAAAAAUUACAACGUUCGCCAUCUUUUCUACACAAAAAAGAUGGCGUUAGCAACAACAACGUACUGCGUGGGAAUGUUCAUGACGAGUAUAGUCAGCUACGGUCUGAUAUUCAAUCUUGAAGCAUUAUCUGGAUCAUUCUUCAUCAAUUCCAUUGCUACGGGUUCAUUUCGCUUUUCGAUCAAUAUUGCUUUUGCUUUGCUUGACUACAAGUACGUCAUUACUCAUAUUCACAUCUGCAAUGAGCUUUUAUCCAAGUUUCUGCAGAGUUAA